AUGUCAGGUGCCACAAUCAGGGACGAUUACGAUAACUGGUUCUUCGCAACCAACAAGACGGACAACAAAUGCCCGUCCUUCAACGCCAAAUGCAUCCCGCCCAAGGCGUGCGCUAGGGAUCCCAACACCGGCCAAUGGGUCGACCCUGUCUUGCGGAUCGGGGUCGAACAGUUGGUGCUGUUUGUCUGGAUCAAAUGUACAGAAAGACCGGGUCAAUCCGGCAUCUGCUGGAGCACCCUCCAGAACACCCUCAAACAGAUCAGCGUAGCCGAACUCGAUGCAGCAUUUUCGUCUCUCAGCAGCGCCCAGCCGGCCUCUUCGACGCUUCAAUUUACGCCCUCGACGAUGAUAGCAGCGACGGCGACCAGCGAUGGUGGGCCGGCGUCGGUGACAGACGCGCCGGGUUCGCCCUCGAGCAGCUCUUCGCCCGCGUCCGAGGCCGCCGGUAACGGCAACAGCAGCGGCGGCCUGUCCGCAGGCGCGAUAGCGGGCAUGGUCGUCGGCCUGGUCCUGGGGCUCGCGGUCAUUGCGGCCUCGGGCUUUCUGAUCUGGCAGUGCGUCAAGAGGAGGGACGCACGGGCGAGGGGCGGCGGGGACAUGCACGCCACGAUGGGCGAGCUGGACGGCACGUCGUCUUCGUCGCCGCAGCUUCUCAAGUCGGCGGCCCAGUCGACCGACCGGCCGUAUGGCCAUCACCAGAUCGCGGGCGCACAAGGCGGCGCGGCGGAGGUGAUUGCCAGUGCCGGCGUGGGCCAAACUGCAGAGUUACAGCACGGCAAGGGGUUCUACGCGCCGUCUGAGUUGGACGCGUCGAGCAACGGGGCGGCGGCGGCGGCGCGAGACAUACCAGAAAACAUCAAGAAGCUCCGAGAGUCUAUCAUCGCCAGAGGAGACUGCAAGAAGAAGCUAGCCAGUGGCUUUCGGACAGUCUCCGAAGAUAAAAAGACUGGCUCAUAUUGUGGAGAUUUGCUCGACUCGGCAGGAGUCAUCUACCAGCAGAUGCCUGGCGGUCAGCUGAGUGACAUGGAUAUCGACUGCGACGGGCAGCAGACAGGGCGCCAGAAGGACGAUGGCCGGUGCUCCAAGAGCAAGGAUACGCAGGCCGAGACGUCGUUUGCCGACAUCCUCAAGAGUUACAACGUCAGCAUCAAGGACCUGAACCCCUUUGUGCACUCGUACGUCGUGUUUGGCAACGAAGGCAAGCCCGGCUGGCCCCAGUUCAGGCCCAACCGUGUCAAGACCAAAAACGGGAAGAAGGUCGAGCCGCUCAGUGUCAUGGCCGUUGUGUGCGGCGACAAGAUGUUCUACGGCGUGUGGGGCGACGAAAACGGCCCCGAUGGCGAUCAUCCCAUGAUGGGUGAGGUAGGCAUCGGACUGGCCACGGCCUGCUACGGCUCGUCCGAGAUAGACGGCGACAACGGCCACAGCGAGAACGACGUGCUGUAUCUCGCCUUCACCGGCGAGGAAGCCGUCCCGGGCGCAAGGGGCGCCAGGUGGGACGCCAGCUCGUUUGAAGAGUUCGAAUCCAGCCUGCACCCCAUCGGUGACUCGCUCAUCAAGAGGAUCGACGGCUCUAUCCCCGGAAAGUCGGGCCAUAAUACGACGAGCAUACAGCAUAGAUUCCCGGCGGAAGAGAUUCGCCGGGGUCGUCCUAGGCGGAUCCUCCGCUGUGAGAACCCCGAAAAGCCCGCUGGGUCGACCGAUGCGGACCCACAGACCACUGGGGACAAGCCUCGGUAUAUCGAGCAUCAGGCUCCCGUCCCGGCUGCGGCUGACGAGGGAGCAGUGGGCCCGACGGUGGAGCAUGCCAAGGAAGAGGAGAGCCGGGACAGUCUCAAGAUGGAGACGAGCGGAGGAGUCAAGGACAAUGGUGACAUGGGUGAAAAACCCAAAGAUCCCCCCAAGGACGACAAACCAAAAGACCCGCCCAAGGAUGACAAGCCCAAGGAUCCUCCCAAGGAUGACAAGCCCAAAGACCCCCCCAAGGCGGAGCCUCAAAAGCCCAGGCCCGACGGCAGCAUGGACAGUUUGAAGAUGGAGACAGGGCCGGGUAUCAAGGAUAACGGCGAUAUGGGCGAAAAGAAGCCUGAUGACAAGAAACCAGAUGACAAAAAGCCCGAUGAUAAGAAGCCGGAUGACAAGAAGCCGGAUGACAAGAAGCCGGAUGACAAGAAACCAGAUGAUAAAAAGCCCAACGACAAGGACAAGCCAAAACUGAGUCCCCAAGGCUUCGAGAUCAUUGAUCCAAUGGCGAAAGACUAUAAUAGAUGGGACAAGGGCCUUGAAGGGGAUGGCAAACCAGAUGACAAAAAGCCUGACGACAAAAAGCCCGAAGACAAAGGAAAGCCCAAGAUGAGCCCUCAAGGCUUCGAGAUUAUCGAUCCGCUGGCCAAGAACUACAACAGAUGGGAAAAGGGCUUCGAGGGAGAUGGUAAGCCUGACGCUAAACCUGAGGCCAAACCAGAGGCGAAACCCGAUGCCAAGCCCGAACAGAAACCCGCAACCCCCAAGGACGACAAGAAAGAGGCGGAAAAGAAGGAAGCAGAGAAAAAGGCGGCAGAAGCAGCAGCCAAGAAGGAAGCCGACAAGAAAGAGCCAGAGAAGAAGAAUAUCGAGCUCAGGCAGAGCAAGCUGCCCAUCGCCAAGCGGCCAGAAGUCGAAGGAUUCAUGAAAUAG
Pyricularia pennisetigena is the source of this 2676-nucleotide messenger RNA. RefSeq lists its product as uncharacterized. The coding region runs from base 1 to 2676 and encodes 891 amino acids. The transcript has 6 exons. The record is from RefSeq and is a predicted model, not a curated record. NCBI's taxonomy places the organism in Eukaryota, Fungi, Ascomycota, Sordariomycetes, Magnaporthales, Pyriculariaceae. Gene Ontology annotation, molecular function: chitosanase activity.